AGGCAUUCAGGUACUCUGUGACCACUUCAUGGUGAUCCAAGGGGAUGUGGCUACUGCUUCAGUUCAUGGCAGACACUGACAUUGUCUGUUACAGUACUGCUCUUACUGGCAUCAGAGUUGUGAGGUUUUGGAGGCUUCCAUCAAGCUUUCAAAUGAAGGUCUGGGAGACCAGGCAAAGUGUAGCAAGAUCAGAGCUCCUGCCAGAAAAGGCUGUAUGUGAAGCUGUGGGCGUGAACCUGAAGGUGCAGUGGAGACCAGUGAAGUUGGAGUUGCAGGAGCGUUGAGUGUUUGCCCAGGCAGCAAGUGGAACCAGCCCAAGAGAGAGGCUGUGUGGGCUGCAACCUGUAAAACUAAUAGGUGUGGCUGCCCCAGCAUUCGGGAACUCGCAUCUCACCACGUGCCCCAAAUGUCAGUCUCUGUCCAAACCCAGUAAAGAGCUGGCUACCGUAGCAGAGAGAAGAUGUUCCUACAACAACUAAGCUAAUUCAGAUGGGGAAGGCUAAAUUCCAGAGACCCCAAGGAUAGCCGGAAGGUUAGCACCACCUGAAAAGGAGAUGUCAAGGUUGCAGUAUGCACGGACUUCUGCCAACCCUGAGGAGUCGCCAAGCAGGCUUCUGCUUGGUUUGCAACGAGCUCUGUGGCCCGCUCAGCUCCCGUGUGAGCUGCUCAGCGGUGGACCCGGGGUCUCCAAAGCCAGAGACGUGUAGAGCAGUGCCGCUCCUGGAUCCUCGACUUCUCCCCACCAUGGAGGCCUCUCCGGUUCCAGCUGCAGCCUCACUGAAAAGCUUCUCUUUCGAACCCUACGGUGAGUUUGGUCUGGAGAAGAGGAAGAGGAGAGAAGCCUCCAGGAACCCUACCAGACAGCUCCUGAAGACCACACACCCUCUUUUCAGCUCUGGGGCCACUGCCCAUCAGGGAGAGGUGGGAGGUGUGGUCCUCUUCCUCACCCACAAUGGUGGUCCUUUUGAGGAAGCACCAGGAAGGGGCUUCCCCACAGGGCAGGCGGAAGCCCUUCCCAAAGUCCCGUCAACACAGCUGCCUCACACUUCCCUGCAAACUGGGGGCAGGGCCACAGCAGCUGACCCCUCGACCCGGAAACCAGCUGGUCAGCCCGGUAGCCUGCCGGGAGAGAGCAGCCCCAAGCACGAGGGAGUCGUCAUCAACCAUCGGUCAAUGAGAAGUGAUCAAAAACUACAGUGA
Molecule: messenger RNA, 1200 nt
Organism: Fukomys damarensis (Damara mole-rat)
Lineage: Eukaryota; Metazoa; Chordata; Mammalia; Rodentia; Bathyergidae
Exons: 6
Coding region: 571-1200 (209 amino acids)
Source: RefSeq, a predicted model, not a curated record